This is a messenger RNA of Cannabis sativa, 1221 nucleotides long. RefSeq lists its product as uncharacterized. NCBI's taxonomy places the organism in Eukaryota, Viridiplantae, Streptophyta, Magnoliopsida, Rosales, Cannabaceae. The record is from RefSeq and is a predicted model, not a curated record. The coding region runs from base 67 to 1011 and encodes 314 amino acids. The transcript is spliced from 5 exons.
AAUGUCGCAGAAGGGUUUAAAGUGGGAACAGAGGUUUUAGCUUAGCUCAUAAAAAGAGAGGUGGUUAUGGCGAAACAAGGUGAUUUGUGGGAUGAUUCUGCUCUCAUCAGUGCCUUUAACAACGCCGUCUCCAAAUACAAGACAAUGCAUGGAAAAAAGGCUAAUGAUGUUUCAAAAGAUAAAGGAGAGCUUGUAAGCGGCAGUGGAAAUCAUGCUGGUAUUGAUGAACAUCAGGAGACUAAAAGACAGGAGAAUGCAGAUGAAAAAAGCAAUCUUCAACCACAAAGUGCUACAGAAGUAGGAGAAACUAGUAAUCCUUCUGAAGUCAAGGAAACUCAUUUUAUAGAUCCACAUAUACCCGAGUCGCAUGCAGAAGUUACUCAGGAUGUCCCAAUGAGCUAUUCAUAUCCACAAGAUGCGCAAGAUUAUAACCAGUUACUCCAACAAUACUAUGAGCUUGAGGAGAAAAGGCAGCAGAUAAUUCAGCAGCUUCAGCAAUAUGGUGGUUGGAAUUAUCAAUAUACCCAUGAAGGUACCAGCACUGGUAUGCAGUGGGAUAACGCUACUACACUUAAUGUCCAAGAACAACAAAGUUGUACUCAAGCUAUGUCCUGCCCAUGUUGCCCAUAUGCGAGUCAAUGCUUUAUCACUCCAUGCACUUCGGUUCCUACUUGUUUCAAGGGUGGAUCAUGUGCUGGUGAAACUUGUAUUGAUGGAUGUGGGGUAGUGGAUCCUAGGAAGAAGUUCCCUCAGCAAGAUAACCACAUAGUUGAAGCAGCAAUAGGAGCGGCUGAAAGAGCGUUAUCUUCCUUGAGGAUAAAAAAUUCUGAUGAUUCUAAUUCAAAUGAAGCUAACAAGGGGAAAGAAACUGAUAGAAAAGAAGGGGGCAAUAUUCAAUCUGCUAGCUCAGAGACUAAUCUUACUGAAGUCUUGAAUGCAUGGUAUUCUGCAGGUGUCUACACUGGAAAGUAUCUCGUGGAGCAAUCUAUUGCAAAGAAACAUCAAAGAUGAGCCUUUAGUAUUUUUUUUUUGGACCAUGUGAGCGGAUUUUAUAGACUUAUAGUGGUUCUUUAGUGAGAUAUAUUUCUGUAUAAUACAGAUUUUUCGCAUCUGGUUUGCAUGACCAACAUGUGAUCUCUUUGGUUAUCAUUGAUUACUUGCAUCUGUCCACACAUUUCGUUAAGAAAACAAAGAAAAAGAGAGAAUUGUGAUGGACUGUAA